AUGGGAGGCCUUUCUGGAAACAGGACGUUUGAGGAGAGGCUUGAAUGUAAUGAAGCGGUGAAUGACACUGGGGAAGGGGUCUUUGAGGAAAUCAAUGAGGAAAGAGCAUGUUUAGAGAAGAAUAAUGCUGGAUCUGGUGUGGAAGAAGUGGAGUUAAGCUGGGAAGAUUACCUAGAAGAGACAGGGUCCGCUGCAGUACCCUAUGGAUCUUUUAAACAUGUGGACACACGCUUGCAAAAUGGCUUUGCUCCUGGGAUGAAGCUGGAGGUGGCUGUGAAAACAGACCCUGAAACCUACUGGGUUGCCACCAUCAUCACCACCUGUGAGCAGUUGCUGCUGCUCCGCUACGAUGGCUAUGGCGAGGACCGGAGGGCGGACUUCUGGUGUGACAUCAGGAAGGCCGGCCUCUACCCCAUUGGGUGGUGUAAGCAGAACAAGAAGACCCUUGAAGCCCCGGAAGGCAUCAGAGACAAAGUGUCUGAUUGGGAUGAGUUUCUGCGGCAGACCCUGGUGGGAGCGUGUAGCCCUCCUGUUCCCCUGCUAGAGGGCCUCCGUAAUGGGAGGAACCCUUUAGAUCUCAUUGCCCCGGGUUCCAGGCUAGAGUGUCAAGCUUUCCGGGACUUGUUGAGCACUUGGAUCGUUACGGUAGUAGAGAACAUCGGAGGAAGGCUGAAGCUGCGCUAUGAAGGACUGGAAAGUUCUGACAGUUUUGACUUUUGGUUGUAUUACUUGGAUCCAUUUCUUCAUCACGUUGGUUGGGCUGCUCAACAGGGAUAUGAGCUUCAGCCCCCAUUAGCCAUCCAGCAUCUAAAGAAUGAAGCUGAGUGGCAGGAGAUCCUGGCCAAAGUGAAAGAGGAGGAGGAAGAGCCAUUGCCAUCGUACUUAUUUAAGGACAAACAAGUGAUUAGCACUCAUUCAUUCUCUGUAAAUAUGAAAUUGGAAGCUGUGGACCCCUGGUCUCCUUUUGCGAUCUCUCCUGCUACGGUUGUUAAGGUUUUUGAUGAGAAGUACUUCCUGGUAGAAAUGGAUGAUUUGCGACCAGAGAAUCACGCACGGCGAUGUUUUGUGUGUCAUGCUGACAGUCCCGGUCUUUUCCCCGUGCAGUGGAGUCUGAAGAAUGGUUUACACAUCAGCCCCCCUCCCGGCUACCCGGGCCAGGACUUUGAUUGGGCUGACUACCUCAAACAGUGUGGUGCCGAAGCUGCUCCCCAGAGGUGCUUCCCCCCGGUGAGAACCCUGGUCCCCUUGCUGCCACGCUCCGGGUCCGCUGGGGACUGCUGUUCUCAGAAGCCCAUACCUGAAUGUAUUGUGAGUGUGGAAUCCAUGGAUAUAUUUCCUUUGGGCUGGUGUGAAACCAAUGGCCAUCCCCUCAGUGCCCCUCGCCGAGCACGAGUCCAGAAACAGAGGAAAAUUGCAGUGGUUCAACCAGAAAAACAAAUACCAUCCUCCAGGACUGUCCAUGAGGGCCUGAAGAAUCAGGAGCUGAACUCCACAGACUCAGUUAUGAUCAAUGGAAAAUACUGCUGUCCAAAGAUAUACUUCAACCACCGUUGCUUCUCAGGGCCAUAUCUGAACAAAGGAAGAAUCGCUGAGCUGCCUCAAUGUGUAGGACCUGGGAACUGUGUUCUAGUCCUCAGAGAGGUCCUCACUUUACUUAUCAAUGCAGCCUAUAAACCCAGUCGUGUCCUUCGGGAGCUGCAGCUAGACAAAGACUCUGUGUGGCAUGGAUGUGGGGAGGUCCUAAAAGCCAAAUACAAAGGAAAGAGUUACCGGGCUACUGUUGAGGUAGUGAAGACAGCGGACCGGGUGACCGAGUUCUGCCGGCAAACCUGCAUCAAACUGGAGUGCUGUCCUAAUCUCUUCGGCCCACGGAUGGUUCUGGACAAGUGUUCUGAGAACUGCUCUGUGCUUACAAAGACCAAAUAUACACACUAUUAUGGAAAGAAGAAAAAUAAAAGAAUCGGAAGGCCACCUGGUGGGCAUAGUAACUUAGCGUGUGCCCUGAAAAAAGCCAGUAAGAGAAGGAAGAGACGGAAAAAUGUUUUUGUCCAUAAGAAGAAACGCUCCUCUGCAUCUGUUGAUAACACCCCAGCAGGCUCGCCCCAGGGAAGUGGAGGUGAAGAUGAGGAUGAUCCAGACGAAGGCGAUGAUGAUUCCCUAAGUGAGGGCAGUACAUCUGAGCAACAGGACGAGCUACAGGAAGAGUCAGAAACGUCUGAAAAAAAGUCAUGCUCUUCCUCUCCCACCCAAAGUGAGAUAUCUACAUCGCUGCCUCCAGACAGACAACGGAGAAAAAGGGAGCUUCGCACUUUUUCAUUUUCUGAUGAUGAGAAUAAACCUCCUUCACCAAAGCAAGGCUAUGGGAGCACCACCGGCAAGGCUCUGAAAGGGAGAGCGAAGUGGGGUACGCAGAACUUCUAUAGGAGUGAUCGCUGUGCCUUGCUCCCUCAAGGGAGGGCGUGA
Molecule: messenger RNA, 2463 nt
Organism: Puma concolor (puma)
Lineage: Eukaryota; Metazoa; Chordata; Mammalia; Carnivora; Felidae
Source: RefSeq, a predicted model, not a curated record